AAAAUAUUACGUUCUGAGCAAAAAAUAUUUCUUGUGGGUGAAUGUGAAAGUGUGAUUUUGGGGGCCAAGUUGCCAUCAAUGAAACAGGUGCUCCAAUUAUUGUUUUACAAAAUGAGGCACGAAAACUUGACUUUCGAAAGUAGUAUGAAAUACACUAUUGGUGCCACGAUUGAAUUUUGGGAAAAAGCUAAAAUUCCCACGGCGCAAGAAAAAAAUUGUAUUAAAAAACUUAAACAUCUUUACGAGGAAUGGAGAAAUUUACAAAAACAUUCCAGGACUCCUAACGAGAAGUGUCGUAAAAAUGAAGCAGAGUUUAAGGAUAAAAUUGAAAACUUCAUAUUUGACAUUGCAGCCAUGGAUGCCCUAGGUAUAAUGAAAAUGCACGAAGAUAAAGACUUUCUUUUGCUCCAAAGAAAUAGAGGACGUCCAGGUAGUAUGUAUAGUACGGUGCCGAUACUGUACUCACAAGAAAAGAAAAACGCAAAGAGCAACGAAUGGAAGAAGAAAGAAAGCGCGUUGAAAAGCAUUUAGUUCAUAGUAAGUUUAUUAAAGUUAAGCUUUACUGGUUCUUUUUUUUAAUAUUUGAUCCCAUUUGAAGCUAAUUAUGCUCUUGAAGUCUCUGAUACCGAGGACGCUGAAAAGGAUAUUUCAGCUGGCGAAGAAAAUGCAGCAAAAGAUAUGAAUGAAGGCGAAUAUACAGACGGAAGUAACAUUAAUUUACUACCGAAAAAGGCAAAUCGAGGAAAAAUUAAUUUUAUUGAUGAUAGAAUGCUUGCAUGCAUGGACCAAUGUAACUCUCAACAAGAGAUACCAUGCAUUUGGUGAGUGCAACGGUUGCUGCCUUCAGAAAUACCAUGCAAAGUGUUAAUGGAACGCCGUCAAUAAAAAUGGAAGAUUUAAUUCUUAAUCGAACAACAUUACAUUCGAUGAGGAGAGAUUAUCGUCGCAUACAAGCUCAAGAGAUUAUUAAUGGAUUCAAUAUUCCUGACGUUUUUGUCCUUCACUGGGAUGGCAAGCUGCUUGCAGAAAUCCGAGGCACAGAAAAGAAAGAUCGAUUGUCUCUCGUUGUCACAGGAGGAAAUAUGGAAAAACUGCUGGGGAUACCAAAAAUUGAAAGUUCAACGGGAGAUGCAAUAGCUGCAAUAAUACAUAAUUUUUUGUGCAAGUGGAAGCUCGAUGAUUUAGUGGAAAUUGUAUCAUUUGAUACAACAGCUGCUAACACGGGAGUUAAUAAUGGAGCAGCGUUCUUGCUUGAAAAAAGGUUGGGCCGAAAUCUACUUUUCUUUCCCUGUCGUCACCAUGUUAGUGAGUUGCUAGUCAAAGCAGUGUUCGAACUAAAUUUUGGCAAAUCAUCAGCACAGGAAGUUCCCUUAUUCAAUCGUUUCUUUAACAGCUGGAAAAACAUUAAUUCUAAGUCAUUCUAAAGUGGAAUAUCGGAAAAUGGAGUUCGGAAAGUCUUUACAAUAGCUGAAGUGGAAAUUUUUAAGAAUUUUUGUCUAACUGCAUUAAAUAGUCACCACACUCGUGCCGAUUAUAAAGAAUUACUACAACUCGUUGCUCUUUGUUGGGGAAGACGUACCAAAUUUUUCACAAGUACGGUCACCUGGUGCAACAUCACACGCAAGGUUUAUGUCGAAGUGCCUAUAUUGCUACAAAAUGUUUCUGUUUCGCGAGCAAUUCGUGUUAACGACUUCAGAAAUAAAGAGUCUAAGAAGCGUUUGUAUUUUUUUAACCUGCAUCUACGUUCCAUAUUGGUUUCGUUGUGUGGAUCCAAUAGCUGCUCCACAAAAUGACCUUAAGCUCAUUCAAGAUGUGAUUGUAUAUUUCGAUAAGAAUGUAUCCAAUGCCUUGUUACAUAAAAUUAAAAAUCAUUUAUGGUAUUUGUCGGAAGAGGCGGUUGGCCUUUCAUUUUUUGUUGAUCAAA
This is a messenger RNA of Anastrepha ludens (Mexican fruit fly), 1924 nucleotides long. RefSeq lists its product as uncharacterized. The transcript is spliced from 2 exons. The record is from RefSeq and is a predicted model, not a curated record. Bases 813 to 1424 code for a protein of 203 amino acids. NCBI's taxonomy places the organism in Eukaryota, Metazoa, Arthropoda, Insecta, Diptera, Tephritidae.